GAAGAGGAAGAAGAAGAAAAAAGGAAGAAGCUAUUAUGUGCUGCUGCUGCUGUGAGGAUUGUGAAUGCAGGCCUCUGGGCUUUCUGCUUGGCCUGCCCUUCGCUUUCCUCGCCCUCCUCAUCUCCCUUGUUGGAAUCCUCGUCUGGAUCGUCGGGUUGGCGUUGACUUGCAUAUGCCCAUGCUGCUUGUGCGUGACACUGAUCGUUGAGUUUGCACUAAUGUUAAUCAAGGCUCCCUUUCUGGUCAUGGAAUGGUUCACAUCUAAGAUCCCCUGUUAAAAUUGUAGGUAGCCUGAAAAGAAUAUCCACUAUCCAAAUGUUGAUUGAUAUUUGAUUAUCUUCCUAAUAGACGUGUAACUUGACACGUCUUGGGGAAAUAGAUUUUGUCUCUGCUCUGAUGCACAACAUAUAUCUCAUGAGUAAUGUUACAUACAGUCGUGAAAUGCGCAAAUUCAUGACUGUACGGUGCUUAUACACCCACAACUACAAAUAUCAUUUCUCAUAUCUCAUUGUGGUGAAAUUCUGUAAUUUUCUACCAAAUUGAAUCAUUCGAUUCGAAAAGUAGCAAGUAUAAUAAUAAAUAUUUA
Molecule: messenger RNA, 586 nt
Organism: Juglans regia (Persian walnut)
Lineage: Eukaryota; Viridiplantae; Streptophyta; Magnoliopsida; Fagales; Juglandaceae
Product: signaling peptide TAXIMIN 1-like
Exons: 2
Coding region: 36-278 (80 amino acids)
Source: RefSeq, a predicted model, not a curated record